AUGGAUAUUGUGGAUAUGGAUAUAAGGCAGUGGGAUGUAAACGACGUAAAAGAACAAUUUGGUGACAGUUUAACAUUAUUACCACCAAACGAUAACAUUAAGGAAUUGCAAACAAUACUACGUGACAAGAACACAACCCGAAGUGAUUUUAAAUUUUAUGCUGAUCGUUUGAUACGAUUAGUGAUUGAAGAAAGCCUUAACAAAUUGCCAUUUACUGAUUGUGAGGUAGUGACACCCACUGGAGCACUGUACAAGGGAUUAAAGUAUGGUUCAGGAAAUUGUGGAGUCUCAAUUGUGAGAUCUGGGGAAGCUAUGGAACAGGGUUUACGCGAUUGCUGUAGAUCAAUUAGAAUAGGCAAAAUCCUGGUAGAAAGUGACAAUGAUACUCAUGAAGCCCAUGUUGUUUAUGCCAAGUUUCCAGAGGACAUAGCUCGAAGACAGGUGCUCCUUAUGUAUCCAAUAAUGUCCACUGGCAACACUGUUAAACAGGCAGUAAACGUCUUAACACAACACGGCGUUAAAGAAGAACGUAUAAUACUUUCGAAUCUCUUCUGUACGCCUGCCGCAGCUCAAGCGGUGGUCGAUUAUGUCCCAAAGAUGAAGAUACUCACCUCUGAAUUGCACCCCGUAGCCCCAAACCAUUUUGGUAUGAAAUACUUCGGAACUGACUGA
Molecule: messenger RNA, 672 nt
Organism: Pieris macdunnoughi
Lineage: Eukaryota; Metazoa; Arthropoda; Insecta; Lepidoptera; Pieridae
Source: the annotation of a GenBank genome assembly